AAGCUCAGCUCUGCUUUUGCGUUGAAGCUCCUACAAACGUGGACGUACUGAGAGCAGGAGAAGAAGAAGGGUCAGCCAUGGCAUCCAGCUUUGUUCAAAGCUCCCAACGACAUUACGUGACUAGCUCGCCCCUCAAAACCCUUCUCUCUCUCUCUCUCUCUCUCUCUCUCUCUCUCUCUCUCUCCAAUCUCUGCGCACGCAGCACGACGGUUGUGCCGCCGCUGGAGCUAUCUUUCCCUGGCAGUGCAGGAGUUGCAGAGGGAGGAGCGGCAAGAAGAUGAUGAGGACGAAAGGGGGCGUUCUCGAGGAGUUCUCUCCUGGGUAUUACGGGAUUUGUACUGUCGGCGGGAUGCUCAGCGCUGGGAGCACCCAUUUGGCCGUCACCCCUCUCGAUGUCCUCAAAGUGAACAUGCAGGUAAAUCCAAUCAAGUAUAACAGCAUGGCAUCAGGAUUGACCACCCUGUGGAAAGAACAAGGCCCUUCUUCCCUCUGGAGAGGUUGGUCAGGCAAGUUAUUUGGAUAUGGAGUUCAGGGUGGCUGCAAAUUUGGCCUCUACGAAUACUUCAAGAAGCUCUACUCUGACGUGUUGGGAGACUACAAUAGGAGUUUCAUUUACUUUCUCAGCAGUGCUUCUGCUCAGGUAUUUGCUGAUGUGGCUCUGUGUCCAUUCGAAGCUGUCAAGGUUCGAGUUCAAACACAGCCCAAUUUUGCCAAGGGAUUGGUCGAUGGAUUCCCAAUACUUUAUAGAACUGAAGGCCUCACUGGCUUUUACAGAGGAAUUCUCCCACUCUGGGGCCGUAACCUUCCAUUUUCAAUGGUGAUGUUCUCGACAUUUGAGCAUUCAGUGGAUCUCAUAUACAAUCAAGUUCUUCAGAAGAGAAGGGAAGAUUGCUCAAGAGCUCAACAGCUCGGUGUCUCUUGUUUAGCAGGCUACACUGCUGGUGCUGUGGGCACUGUUAUUUCUAACCCAGCUGACAACGUUGUGGCCUCUCUUUACAACCGAAAUAGUGAAAACGUUCUUCAGGCAGUGAAGAACAUCGGUUUUGCCAAUUUGUUCACGCGAAGUCUUCCUGUUCGCAUUGCGAUUGUCGGACCAGUUGUUACUCUGCAGUGGUUCUUCUAUGAUACCAUUAAGUUGCUAAGUGGACUGCCUUCCAGUGGAGGGCUCAACAGGCGCAUGGAAGAAGCAAACUUAUCGACGUAAGCUCCUCAUCCUUUGGAAAAUGGGAACCCAUCAUGGCCCAUCAAUGGAACUCGUGAAGAGACAUGGAUCUCUGCAGAAAAAGUAGCAAGGUGCAGUGCCCGUCCCUUUCUGAUCUGCCGAUACAAAUAAUCCGUUUUCGGGUUCAAGUUGCUUCGGGAGAAUUAGAUGGUGCUUCAACUUAUUCUACAAUUCGUUGUUGGAUUCUUCUCAGGAAAUAGAAUCAAGUAGUUGCAUCAUAAACCGUCGUUCUAACGAGCUCCCACCCGUAUUUCGUACGGACAAAUAAUUUCCCAGCUGUGCGUGUAAAUAUUACAUUGACUGCACAAACUUCCGUGUGAUGCAAUAGGUUUACAAAUUUGGAAAUUC
Punica granatum (pomegranate) is the source of this 1570-nucleotide messenger RNA. The record is from RefSeq and is a predicted model, not a curated record. Lineage: Eukaryota; Viridiplantae; Streptophyta; Magnoliopsida; Myrtales; Lythraceae.